CGCAGAACGAUAUAGUAUAGACGUUAACAGCGUCGCCCGCUGUGCACCGUAGUGAUCAUGACGGUCCUGGACUAUGAUACGAGUGGUCCAUGGACCGUCACGGUUGAACACGUGGAUAGGGCUCGAUCGUGUGAACGGGGUAGUUUGGCAAAAAAACAACGAAGGACCCCUGUCCGAAAUCCCCUACGCCAGAGUUCGUUUGCAAGGAAAUUUUGUUGGUUUGAAAACACAGUUCAACGCUGGUUUAUACCGUAGAAUUAGUCUUUAACAGCAUUGGAUAAAUCUUUGUCGAAGAGGCGUCGCAAAAACGAUGGAAAGCCCUGAAUCUCAAUUCAACCAAUCUCCCGGAGCUCUAUCAACACAUUUACCAGACGACGACACUCUAGUAGACCUUAAUCAACCUAAUAAUUUGGACUCUCAACAUCUUUCAACCGAUUCAAAUCCGAAUUCUCGAAGAGUAACGCGUUCCCAAACAACAGGUCGUCCAACCGUUCGUUGGGGAAAGCACGGCAGAGGUGACCCCCCAGACACGCCAUAUAGAGGAUCUAGUGCUUCUCUCAAACGAUCCUUCGACGCGCGAGCAGUCGACGACGAAACUGACGUCGAGGCAGAUCAAGACCCAACUUACGUGCCAUCGAAGCUUCUCAAGAUGGAACCUACCGUGUUGAUCCCGGAAUCGUCUCCCGGUUCAAUGGUUGAGGAUACCCCUCAGUUAAAGGAAGUCACGCCUCCAUUCGAACCCAGUGGCACCCCAAUGCCCGGGGAAUAUACUUUCCUUGACGCUUCCUCUUCCUCAUUUACUUCUGAACGUCGUGGACCGAGGAUACGCACGGCCCCCCCUAUUCCCGUUCCGAACCUGACAAAAAAGAGUCGCGGUCGCCGCGUCCCUACCGCCGGCGACGAUGCCGCAGUAGAAGGAGAAGCAGCUGAGGGACGUAAGGGACGCGUUUAUGUCUGCAAAGUGGAAGACUGCGGCAAGUGCUUCAGCCGUGGAGAGCAUCUCAAACGGCACAUCCGAUCUAUUCAUACACAUGAAAAACCAUUUGACUGCCCUCACCCCACGUGCGACAAACGUUUCAACCGGAAUGAUAAUUUGCUUCAACAUCUACGUGUCCACAAGGGUGACAAUUCUUCUCAGACCUCCGUCGAUUCCGUACAUCCAGCUACCACUGCAGAGUCUACUCCUGAUGACGGCAGUCCCUCUGCAGCUGCUCAGCGCGCCUCUUCAUCUAAGACGAGCAGCACCCGCAGAGCAGUCCGCCCAGCACGUAAGACUAAAUCGGCUGCGUCCACCCCACCGAUCCAUCCGGCACGUCUUGCUGCUUCACGAGCGGCGAGCCGAAGCGCUCCUCUUACUCUUCCACGCACCUACUCUCUUCCUCCACUUACCUCUUUAACAUCUUCCUAUCACGGCCCGGCUGCCGCUGGCUUCAUGAACAAUACCAACAUCGCAGUCUCCUCCCUCCGGACUGUAAUGGGUGAGGAGGCUGAGGAGACAGAUCACGAACAGGAGGAAACAGAAGUUUCUGAGGAUGAGGGUCACCAUCGUCAGACAACACACAGUCUCAGCGACCUCCGCUCGAUGUACAACUUCCGCAACGCUUUCAGUUCCGCUCCCAUGGUGCCUAGGAAAGACAUGGCACGCGGUAACAGUGUACCUGCUGAUGAACACCUAGAUAGCACACCUGUCUCUGCAGGACCUGGACCAUCUUCCAGUCCUUCGCCUUCAUCCAUGUCUCGUGAAGGUUCUGACGAAGCCCACAAGUCAACUCCGCAUUCUCCGCCAACCGCGCAGCCUAAAUCCAAUGACAAUUGUUGAUAUUCCCGCAUCCUCGUCCAAUGAAUCGUCGCCGUGGAUAACGUUGAUUGCCUUAUAUGUUGAUCAUUCUCAUCGGUCGUUGUCUUGUAUGUGUCUUUCAUGUUGCCUGUCUCUCAUUGAUGCUUUGCGUUUACAAAAUUGAUUUAAU
Molecule: messenger RNA, 1967 nt
Organism: Suillus plorans
Lineage: Eukaryota; Fungi; Basidiomycota; Agaricomycetes; Boletales; Suillaceae
Exons: 4
Coding region: 311-1819 (502 amino acids)
Biological process (GO): regulation of transcription by RNA polymerase II
Molecular function (GO): RNA polymerase II cis-regulatory region sequence-specific DNA binding; DNA-binding transcription factor activity, RNA polymerase II-specific
Source: RefSeq, a predicted model, not a curated record